AUGAACUUCUUUGAUCUUCCUUUGGAGAUUCGAGUCAUGGUAUAUGAAAACAUUCUGCAAGAGGAGCACCACUUCUUCCGCGACGGCGUACCAGGUCUACUAAAAACUCGUCUCCAAAUCACCCAAGAAGUGUACUCGCUCUGCAAAAUCACCGCAACAGUCAGAUCCGAGGUUGCACCACUAUACAUGAUCGAUCUGCUAGAUAUCGAGACAAGAGUUGCCAAAUUCAAAUCUCGACAAGGCAACAAAGGCAUCGUCGUACGCUUGCUUUGCAGACCGGAGCUCCCAAGCGACUUCAUGACAUCCAUGGAGCACGACAUAUUGACCAAAGCCAUGGGUAUCAAUACGACCAUCGUUUACACUCGUGGCGACGCAUACGCCAUACACGUACAAGGCUUUUCAAGGUUCUUAAGAUAUCCGCAAAUACCUUCGGUCUCGUGGUCAGCCAUGACCGAAAGGUUGAGUACGUGGAUACGUAUUCAGAACAGCACAGGACUCUUGGAAUCCAAAACCGCGUUCUGUGACAUUCUGGUAGAGAAGUGUCUGCGCAUCACUCAAAGCGGUGGCUCUUAA
This is a messenger RNA of Aureobasidium melanogenum CBS 110374, 573 nucleotides long. RefSeq lists its product as uncharacterized. The coding region runs from base 1 to 573 and encodes 190 amino acids. The transcript has a single exon. The record is from RefSeq and is a predicted model, not a curated record. Lineage: Eukaryota; Fungi; Ascomycota; Dothideomycetes; Dothideales; Saccotheciaceae.